Molecule: messenger RNA, 1050 nt
Organism: Sardina pilchardus (European sardine)
Lineage: Eukaryota; Metazoa; Chordata; Actinopteri; Clupeiformes; Clupeidae
Gene: gemin8
Product: gem (nuclear organelle) associated protein 8
Exons: 4
Coding region: 160-795 (211 amino acids)
Biological process (GO): spliceosomal snRNP assembly
Cellular component (GO): SMN complex
Source: RefSeq, a predicted model, not a curated record
GAUGGUCCUCCUCGUUGCUAGCAGUUUGUCUUCCUGCAGUCCUGUUUUGCUGUGUUGUUGAACCUGGAGAUGCAUGGGUGUUGAUUUAGUAGUACUCAAUACGCAGGACUUUACUUUACAGUUGGAUCUCAACUUGGAUAGGCUCUGGGUCUUCCCAAAAUGGCCGGCUCGAGACCCCCAGGCAGCUGGUACGAUCAUCCUCUGUACGCACGCUACUGGCAGCACUACGACCAUGCAAUGAACUGGUACCAGAAACACCAGCGAGCUUACAGGAAAGCUAUGGAAGCUGCUUAUGGUCCCAUGGCUUUUCCCACCCGCCAUAGAAAUAUUCCCACCCGCUCAGCCCGGCGCAUGGGUGGGUCCACUUCCAGGCACUCGAGGGACGAGGAGAGGGAUCGGUCUGGGAGUGAGAAGGAAGAGGAUUCUUCGGAGAACGAAGGGAGUGAGAUCGAGUGUGAUGUCACCAACAUGGAGAUCUCCGAGGAGCUCCGAGAGUACUUUGCUCAGACUGAACGGCAUAGGGAAGAGCUGAAGCGACAGCAGGAGGAGGAGGCGGUCCGGCACGAGGCCUACGUUUUUGCCGAUCAAGACUUGCGUCGGUCGGCCACAGAUCGGCGCUCGGUCUCGGCCCCUCUGGAGCGUCCGGGGGAGAGGAGGAGUGCGGAGAUGAAGAGGCUGUAUGGGGAGGACGCGGCGCGAAUUCAGGCCAUGGAGACGGCCAUGCAGCUCAACUUUGAUCGCAACUGCGACCGUCUGCAGCCCAAAUACUGGCCCGUGAUUCCGCUGAAACUGUGAGGCUUCUGUUCUAGUCAAGCCCACACUCACGGAACUGAUCUUUUUAUAUGUGUGUAUUGACCUUGGCCCGGGUUUCCUAGAUUCGUUAAGAAGCUCUUAAGUGCUAAGAACUUCUAAGGAGCGCUCUAAGAACGCUCCUAAGAAGUUCUUAAGCACUUAAGAGCUUCUUAAAGAAUCUGGGAAACCCAGCCCUUGUUGUUUGUUGUUUGUCUUUCAUGUCUUUUGGUAGCAAAAUAAAGGUGAUAGCUGGCACUA